GCUUAUAAAUGACAAGGUGACAGGCUGUUUCAUCCUACAUUCAUUGACUGCCGCUGUGCGCAAGAGCAGCUAAUUCCGGACCCUCCGAAAGCCGUAACAAACCGCUCCCAGCCAUGUAUGCCUGCGCCAAGUUUGUCACUUCUCCAGCUGUGCUGCGUGGGGGGUCCAGAGUCCUUGCCCGGCCAGUCUCCGUGUCCCUUUUUAACAGACCUGAAGCCACAGUGGAGCAGCAGGCUCUGUUGCCAGUCAGCCAGUCUGCGCUCUUGACUCGCUCCUUCCAGACCAGCGCCGUCUCCAGGGACAUCGACACUGCCGCCAAGUUCAUUGGUGCUGGUGCUGCCACAGUGGGUGUGGCCGGCUCAGGAGCUGGAAUUGGAACAGUUUUCGGAAGCCUCAUCAUUGGCUAUGCCAGGAACCCCUCUCUGAAGCAGCAGCUUUUCUCCUACGCCAUCCUGGGUUUCGCUCUGUCUGAGGCUAUGGGUCUCUUCUGUCUGAUGGUGGCGUUCCUCAUCCUCUUCGCCAUGUAAACCUUGGAAACAAUCUACAACUCUGCUCCCUUCACUUCCCAAAUCUCCUUUCCUUCCUUGCUCCCUUCUCCCUCCCUUCCUCACAUCCAGAGGGAGGUUUCCAGAACGGGAACUCUGAAUGAGCUGAUAGGCCAUUCCAAUUGGAAAAUAUUAGUGGAAAAAUAUUUACAUCUGAGGUUAACAAACCUCUUAUCCUACAUUUUUAUGUUCCUGCGCUUAUUUUUGUUUUUCAGAAGUUUUAUGUAAGACCUCACUUUGGUUGAAAUAAUCUGUCCAAAAUAAAUGGUUGGUAUAACUAAA
This is a messenger RNA of Centropristis striata (black sea bass), 827 nucleotides long. It is a transcript of the gene atp5mc1, whose product is annotated as ATP synthase membrane subunit c locus 1. Lineage: Eukaryota; Metazoa; Chordata; Actinopteri; Perciformes; Serranidae. The transcript is spliced from 5 exons. The record is from RefSeq and is a predicted model, not a curated record. Bases 114 to 527 code for a protein of 137 amino acids. Gene Ontology annotation, biological process: proton motive force-driven ATP synthesis; proton transmembrane transport. Gene Ontology annotation, molecular function: proton transmembrane transporter activity.